AUGCUCUUCAUCAACUCUCUAGCAGGCACAGUGGUGCUGUUGGGGCAGCCGCAGUAUGCCCACGCUCGCAACCUCACCCAAAACGUAAACAUGAUGUACAACUACCGCCAGCCGCUGAUGGUGGUGUACUGCAGCAGCGGGCAGGAUGUGGCGGCCGCCGUGGCGUUUGCCGCGCAGCGGCGCCUGCCGCUGUGCCCGCGGGCCGGCGGGCACGACUCCAUCGGCGCCUCCAUCUGCGAGGGCGGCGUGGUGGUGGAUGUGUCGGGCAUGACGCAGAUCAACGUGCUGCCCGAGCGGGGCGAGGCGGUGCUGGAGGCGGGCGUGCGCUUCAGCGACCUGACUGCCGCGCUAGAGCCGCACGGCAUGGCGGCGCUGCAAGGGGACUGCGCCGAUGUCGGCAUCGCAGGGUACACCCUGGGCGGCGGCUGGGGCAAGCUGUCCAAGAGCAAGGGGCUUGGCGUGGACAAUGUGGUGUCGUACACUGUGGCGCUGGCAGACGGCAGCCUGGUGGUGGCGAACGAGACGGGCGAGUAUGCCGACCUCUUCUGGGCGAUGCGAGGCGGCGGCCACCAGAACUUUGGCGUCCUGACUGGCCUCACCUACAAGGUGUUCCCUCAGGUGGAGGUGCUGACCUACAACGCCACCUGGGACGCCGCCGCCAGCCCGCGGCGGGCGGCCGAGGUGCUGCUGACGUGGCAGGACCGCUACCUGAACAAGCCGCCCCGCGCCCUCAGCCUGUACCCGCACUUUUACGCGGACAAGAGCACGGGGCAGCAGCUGCUGGUCAUGUAUGUGAUCUACACCAAUGAAGGGCCUGGCGCGGAGGCAGAGCUGAAGCGUCUGGUGCGCCCUCUGGAGAAGCUGCGGCCGCAGAGCUCUGCCAUGCAGCGCAUCCCCGCCGCCCAGCUGGAAGACCUGAUGGACGCCUUGGAAGACACCAUCCACGAUGCGUCGCCGCCCAUCGGGGUGCAGCCCGCGCUGUGGGAGCUCAAGCUGGGGCAGUACGUGGCCUGGCGGCUGACCCUGGAGCAGAUGCGGGGCAUUGUAGACGGCUGGCUCAGCUGGCCCGCGUUCCCCAACAACUACUCAGGGUCGGCCUUCACUUACGCAUACUUCGAGGGGGUGGAAGGCGCCAUUGUCGACGUGGAGGCGGAUGCCACCGCCUACGUGCACCGCAGCGUGGGCUUCGACCUGGUCGUGGACACUUUCUUCCUGUCGGAGGCCGGCAAUGCCGAGGCGGCCCAGGCCUGGCUGGACGAGCUGUACGGCGAUCACUGGGCCUCGUUCCUGAGCGGGCAGGCCUACCAAAAUUACGCCUCGGACAGCUACCAGCCCCGCCGGCGCGCCCUGGAGAUGUACUUUGGCAGCAACCUGUGCCGCCUGGUGGCGGCCAAGCGCAAGUACGACCCCACGCAGGUGUUGUCCUCGGAGCAGGGCGUGCCGCCGCAGCUGGCGGGCUGUGACUGA
Messenger RNA from Chlorella variabilis, 1467 nucleotides. RefSeq lists its product as hypothetical. Bases 1 to 1467 code for a protein of 488 amino acids. The transcript is spliced from 8 exons. The record is from RefSeq and is a predicted model, not a curated record. Lineage: Eukaryota; Viridiplantae; Chlorophyta; Trebouxiophyceae; Chlorellales; Chlorellaceae. Gene Ontology annotation, molecular function: FAD binding; oxidoreductase activity.